AUGAGACUGUUCUUCAAGCUCUUCGCCGUCUUGGCCAUCAUGGCUGCUCUGUCGGCCACAAAUGUGCCGUCGCCGCUUGGUGUAUGGGGGAGGACGCCGGGGAGAGCCCCACCUUCGCCGAAGUCGUCCCCGCGUAGGAGUUCCGCGAGGCCGACUCGUCCCCGGCCACCGCCUCCGCCACCGGCGCAGAAGGGCAGAGUGAGGCCACUGCGUUCACCGCCCCCGCCUCCACCACCACCAUAUCGCCAACGAGGCGUCCACCCUACGCAGUCUCCUGCACCGCCGCUACUGUGCCACUAG
Molecule: messenger RNA, 300 nt
Organism: Triticum turgidum subsp. durum (durum wheat)
Lineage: Eukaryota; Viridiplantae; Streptophyta; Magnoliopsida; Poales; Poaceae
Source: the annotation of a GenBank genome assembly